UUACAGAGAAAGCCAUUUACGUCAAUUCGAGUCACAACAUGAGGCAACAUUACUGACAGUUAACAAUAUACCUAUGGUACCUAUUGUUUUGUUGAUUUUGUACGUGAAUCUAAGUAAAUUUUCAAGGUAAUGGAUUUGUGAAUAGUCAUUCUCCAUCAGGUUCUAAGGCACAGAAGAAAUGAGGAAUUUAAAGAUUACUGAACACAGAAAAAAUAAAGUUGCCAUUUCAUCACAUGGCCAUAUUUGCAAAGACAUUACAGGAAAUGUAUACUUUGUAAAUAGCAAAGGAAUAGAAAAAUUAGAGACGGGUAGUGAUGACAACUGUGAAUCAUUGACUACUCUCUCCUGGGCUGAUCAUGACAUUGCAACAAAAGAAGUUAUUGGUGCAGAUAUUGUUACUGCAAGUAAUAGCAUCUGUGCAAUAACAAAAGAGGGUGAUGUCAUCACUGUCACAGUUGAAACAUGUGAGGUUGAAUUAUGUGGUUCAGUUUCUGCUGGCAUUGAAGCAUCAUGCUGGAGUCCUGAUCAAGAGUUACUAGUCUUGAUUACUGGAGAUAGAAAUGUUGUCAUUAUGACAGCAGAAUUUGAACCCCUAAAUGAAUUCCCUCUAAAUAAAGAUGAUUUUGGAGAAAAUAUGUUUGUUAAUGUUGGUUGGGGUAAAAAAGAAACUCAGUUCCAUGGCAAGGAAGGAAAACAAGCUGCUCAAGUCUCUAAAAAGGAAGUCAAGCCUGUUACAGAGUGGGAUGACUUGAAACCUCGAAUUAGUUGGCGUGGUGAUGGGCAACUUUUUGCUUACAGUUAUGUCGCACAAGGAACACAAAGCAGAUUUCUUCGUACUGUUAAUCGCGAAGGCAUUUUACAAUACACAAGUGAAACUGUUGAUGGGCUUGAACAUGCCUUGUCUUGGAAGCCAUCUGGAAGCCUGAUUGCAUCUUCACAAAGAUUACCAAACAAGCAUAGUAUUGUAUUGUUUGAGAAGAAUGGCCUUAAACAUGAAGAAUUUGCUUUGCCAUUUAAACCUACAGAAAUGGUUGUUAAAGAAGUCAUGUGGAACCAAGACUCUUCAGCAUUAUUAAUUUGGUUACAGAAAUGUGGUUCAGUGGAGGGUGAUCAGAACUCUGUUAAUACCUUACAACUUUGGACUACUGGAAACUACCAUUGGUAUUUGAAACAAGAACUUCAGUUCACAGAGGGAGUGAUCUCUGUUCUGUGGGAUACUGAGGUCCCUUUACUUUUGCAUCUUCUUACACCUUCACACUUACAUCAUUACCGUUGGACUGUAACUACAGAUAUCUCUCGAGGUCUAGGACUCUCAGAUCUUGCUCAGGUAGCAGUCAUAGAUGGGUCUAUAUUGAAAAUAACACCUUUCAGGCAGUGUGUUAUACCUCCUCCUAUGUCAUCUUAUGAAGCAAGGUUUGAGGAACAAAUACACACAAUCUUGUAUGCCCCUCCCAUUGCCAGAAAAUAUGAUGUGUCCCCAGACAACUCUGUGAAUGUAGAAGACUCAGGAUUUCUGGAAGCCAUUGAUCCUCCAGGUUGCAGCAGCAACAAUAUAUGUGUAGUACAUGGUUAUAACAUGCUAACAUUCCUUGUCCAGGCACAUUCGAACGACAACUUGGAUGACUUUGGUUGCAAUGUGAAGAUAACUGGGUCUGGUGGGAAUGGAUUUAAUGUUCGUAUGAAAGUACAUAAAGUGAUUGCACAACAUCAAAUUGAAUGGGAAGCAGAUAGCAUGGUAGAAUCUCCAAAAUCUUGUCAAUUUUAUAAUUGGGUUUGGGCAGAAACUAAGACUUUAUUAGCUUGCUACAUGGAGGAAGGAAAGUGUUUUUUGGCUGUGAUUGAGUUACAUGCUUUAGGAUCAGAAGCUGCAAAAGUAGUAGUUAAAAAUGUGAUACCUGUUGAAGAGUCAGUUGUUAGCAUAGCCCCUGCUCCUGAUGGUACUGUCGCAUGCCUCCAACUUUCUUCUGGAGCUCUAUUGGAAUUAAAUCUCGGGUCAAAGGUCAUUGAACCAUUAUGCAUAAAUGGUAAAGAGGCUGCAUUUCCAACAGUUUGUCAGCAAAUGUCAUUAUGUCCAAUAAAAGGUGAAGGACUGGUACCUUUAGGCAUAACAAGUAGAAAUCGCUUAUAUAUAGCCAAUGAACAAGUACUUGCAAACUGUACUUCAUACCAUAUUCACACUGAUCAUUUGUUGGUAACAACAACAAGUCAUGCGCUACAGGUUAUUCCUUUGGAGCACACUGCUGUGAGAAAGCUGUGUGAAGGACAGAUAGAAGAUAGUUCAGUAUCAGGAAUCCGCAAAGUUGAAAGAGGUUCACGUUUAGUAACUGCCAUUCCUCUGGAUACCAGAAUUAUCCUUCAGAUGCCUCGUGGAAAUUUAGAAAUGAUUAGUCCUCGGCCCUUGUCAAUUCAUAUACUGAAAUCUUUAUUGAAUGAACACAAAUAUCAUAAAGCUAUUGAUAUGAUGCGUAAACAGAGAAUAGAUUUAAAUCUGUUAUAUGAUCACAAUUCUCAAGAUUUCAUGAAUCACACAUCAUUGUUUGUGCAGAAUGUUGAUAAUCCACAUUGGUUAGAUUUGUUUUUGGCUAAUUUAAGUGAAUUUAAUGUUUCCAAGACAAUGUAUAGCUUUAACUACAGUAAUUCAAAUACAGAAGUAAAGGAAAGCUCUGAAAAUAAAAUUAACAUUGUAUGUGAAGCAGUUCGAAAAGCCAUGACUGAAAUUGAUGGAGAGAGAUAUCUCUUGCCUAUUUUGACUUCCUAUGUUAAGAUGAAUCCUUGUCAGAUGGAUGUUGCCUUGAGGAAAAUUAAGGAAAUGAAGGAUUCUACAAACAGAACAUUCAAAGUUUCUGCAGAAGAAGGUAUAAGGCAUCUUUUGUAUAUUUCAGAUGUUAAUGAGCUAUUUGAUGUUGCUCUUGGGACAUAUGAUUUUGAUUUGGUUAUGAUAGUUGCAGAAAAAUCCCAAAAGGACCCAAAGGAGUAUCUUCCAUUCCUUAAUGAGCUGAAACAGUUGGAUGAGGAUUACAUGAAAUUCAAGAUUAAUGUUCACCUACAUAGAUUUCAAAAGGCUCUCCAUUGUUUGAAAGACAGCUCCGACCAUCAUGAUGAAUGCCUCAAGCUUAUUGUAUCUGAGAAAUUGUAUAAGGAAGCUUUGCAGAUAUUCCCUCCAUCUUCAGCUAUGAAUAAAGCUGUGUGCGAAGAAUAUGGAAAUUACUUGAUGAGUAGAAAGUACUACAAUGAAGCAGCUAUUAUGUAUUCAAGGUCUGGUACUUUUGAAGAAGCCUUCGAUGCCUACCAGCAGGCUGGGAAUUGGAAAAUGGGUCUAGUGAUGUGCUCAAAGCUAAAAUUAGACAGAGAGGCUUUGAAUAAUUUCCUUACCAACCAAGUACAAUUACUGAAAGAGAGGAGAGAAUUUUUAGAUGCUGCUGUUCUUUAUGAAGAAUACCUGAAAAAUGAAGAGGAAGCAGUCGACUGUUUGGUAAAGGCUUGCCAAUGGGAAGACGCUAUAAGAUUGUCAUAUAAACACAAUAGAGAGGAUUUAAUUGAUACAAAUAUUCUACCUGGAAUCUUAGACCAUUAUGAGUUUAGUAUUGGUGAAAUUGACAGGUAUUAUAAUAACUUUUCUGAUUUCAUUCACAGACUUAUUGAAGUACGGAAAAUGAAGGAGAAGCAACAUCUAGAAUUUCUUGAAGGAAAAGAUGAUGGUCAGUUAGAUUCAGAUUUGUAUUCUGAUACAAGCACAGUUACAGGAUUUUCUUAUUCAAGAAGUCACACUAGCAGUUCAAGAGGUGGGUCUUCAGUGUCCGGUAGAACAUACCGCUCCACCAAGAAUAAAAGGAAAUUGGAGAGAAAGAAACAUAGUACUAAGGAGGGAAGUGCAUUUGAAGAUUUAGGCUUGGUCACAGCACUCCAUGAAAUAGUAAGUCAGACUGAUAAAAUGACUGCACAAAUUACAUCGUUGUCAACCAUAUUAGCUACAUUUAAUAUGGAUGAUAAGGCUUCUCAUUUACAGUCAAGUUUUGUCAAGCUGCUUAGCCUACAAACAAAGCAUGAAAAAGAAAUAUGGCCAGCACAUGUAGUAUCAGAAGAAAAUGAUGUAGAAUUUGGCCCACAGUUGACCACAGAGGGUGCCGUAAAUCUUUUAAAGGGUAAUGGAGGUGAUUGUUAUACUUCAGUAGUAGGUCAGAGGAUGAGAAACUUGGACCCACAUCUUCAGCAUGCACCUGUUCCCAGUAGGUCUCAAAAUUGGGAGCUGCACAUGUUUAUGAAAAAUAAGAGUACCCAAUAAUAUUUUGUACAAUGUUUAGAAGUGCAGUUUCUUUUUGCAAGCACUGCAAAUGGUUCACCAAUUCAUGCUGUAUAUUUUUUGCACUGAAGGUUAAUAAAGAUAGUAACAGUUA
Macrobrachium nipponense is the source of this 4394-nucleotide messenger RNA. It is a transcript of the gene Elp1, whose product is annotated as putative elongator complex protein 1. The record is from RefSeq and is a predicted model, not a curated record. Gene Ontology annotation, biological process: tRNA wobble base 5-methoxycarbonylmethyl-2-thiouridinylation. Lineage: Eukaryota; Metazoa; Arthropoda; Malacostraca; Decapoda; Palaemonidae. Gene Ontology annotation, molecular function: protein binding; tRNA binding. The transcript has 5 exons. Bases 179 to 4282 code for a protein of 1367 amino acids. Gene Ontology annotation, cellular component: cytosol; elongator holoenzyme complex.